AUGCCUCGCGAGAACAGCUUCAGCGACUCUGAGGGCCGCUCCCUCACCCCCGACCCCGAAGACGGCAUGGCCACGUCCCCCACAUGGGAUGGACAGACCGCAGAACGGGCCCCGUGGUCACCACCACGCCGGCCAUGGCUUACGCCGCCGCGCUCCCUCGCCGCCCCCACCUCCCCCGCGCGCCCGACCGCCUACCCCUCCCAGACGCCGAAGGACCGCUUCCGGGCGACGGUGCGCAAGGUGAUGGCGAUGAGCCGCACGUCGUCCCUCAUGGCCCGUCGCGGGGUCGGCGCGGAGCCCGGCGUGGACCCGCGGCGCGCGAGCGCGUUCGUCAACUACGGGCACAUCCGCCAGCAGUGCCUGAUCGAGGUCAACGACUACUCGACGUUCCGGACGAGCUUCGGGCGGAUGACGAACGCCGAGUUCAUCCGCCUCCUCAACGACGAGGGCGCGAGCAAGCGCGAGCCCUGGGUCAAGGUCCGCUGGAUCAACAUUGGCGGCAUCAGCUGGGACGUGAUCAGCGCGCUCGCGCUCAAGUACGACCUCCAUCCGCUUGCGCUCGAAGAUGUGCUCACGCAGCGCGGGCACGCGCGCUCCAAAACGGACUACUAUCCUCAGCACCUCUUCAUCCGCAUGCUCUGCCACACGCUCGGCGCCGAGGAGGAGGCGACGACGCUCGAGACGACGAUCUCGAGCCUGCCGCGCUCCGCCGCGGACCGCGCCAAGUUCGCGAGCAUGGGCCACGCCGGCGGGCUGCGGUACCGGGGGCGGCGGGCGGACGUCGAGCAGGCGGGGCCGACGGGCGCGCGGUUCGGCGGGAUGGCGGAGAGCGAGCAGGCGCAGAAGAACGCGCGGAACCGGAAGCUGGUCAAGGAGCUCACCCGGGGCGACCGCGUGAACGUGCAGAUCCGGCCGAUGUGCCUGUUCCUGUUCAAGGACGGGACCGUCAUCUCGAUCCACAAGGACAACACCCUCAACUUCACGGCACCGAUCACGGAGCGGUUGAGGCAGCGGGACACGGGGCUGCGGACGACGGCGGACCCGUCGAUGCUGGUCCAGUCGCUGCUUGACCUCGUGGUCGACUCGGCGAUGGAGGUGGUGGAGGAGUACCAGGGGAGGAUUCUGAAGGUCGAGCAGGCGGUCCUACUGAAGCCCAGCAUGAAGACGGUCCGGAGACUCCAUAUCCUCCAGGGCGACCUCAUCCUCCACAAGCGCACUCUCGAGCCAAUCAAGACCGUCAUCUAUGGUCUCCGUCGGUACGAUGUUGACCGUGCGAUGGCGUUGAGGGAGCACGCGGAUGCGAACGUGAAGGAAGAGGGUUACAUGAGCCAUAAGGCGAAGAUCUACCUGGCUGAUGUCCACGACCACAUGGAGUAUAUCCUCACCAGUCUGGACAUGAUCGCGGGGAUCACCGAGAACCUGAUUAAUUACACGUUCAACAUGGCGUCAUAUGAGAUGAACGAAGCGCCGACUGACCCUCGCGACAAUCAUUUCCUUCCUCUCACACUGCUCACUGGGUACUUCGGUAUGAACUUCGAUCCAAUGUGGUCCGUGAUGGAAAACAGCGACCUCCUUUUCUGGGAGAUCGCGCUGCCGCUCAUGGCAGUGGUCAUCCCUCUGUUCUUGUUCAACGACUUCAAGCGGAUGGCGCACUACAUCGAGAAGCGGCUGACGCGGCGCGCCGUCGUCAAGUCCUUCAAGAGGGCGUAG
This is a messenger RNA of Epithele typhae, 1710 nucleotides long. RefSeq lists its product as uncharacterized. Gene Ontology annotation, biological process: transmembrane transport; metal ion transport. Gene Ontology annotation, cellular component: membrane. The record is from RefSeq and is a predicted model, not a curated record. The transcript is spliced from 12 exons. NCBI's taxonomy places the organism in Eukaryota, Fungi, Basidiomycota, Agaricomycetes, Polyporales, Epitheliaceae. Gene Ontology annotation, molecular function: cobalt ion transmembrane transporter activity; magnesium ion transmembrane transporter activity; magnesium ion binding. Bases 1 to 1710 code for a protein of 569 amino acids.